Paraglomus occultum is the source of this 1113-nucleotide messenger RNA. Lineage: Eukaryota; Fungi; Glomeromycota; Glomeromycetes; Paraglomerales; Paraglomeraceae. The record is from the annotation of a GenBank genome assembly.
AUGCAAGCAAAACUCACCAAAAGACCAACUCAUCACUCUCAACCUUACCAUUAUAAGGGACCAGGAACUCAAUGUUGGCAUUCAAUCCACCAAGAAAAGCCAACUGAUUACUGUGAUGAAUGUGUUUGGAUGGUCCAGACUUGCAGAGUCCUAGCAGCCUUGCCUGAAGAAAAGCUAACACAAUUGGAAACAGAAGCUAAGAUUCGAGCUAGAGUCAGACUCUCACCAUUGGAAAACAUUACAGCACCUUUCCCAACCAACUGGCAGCAAUUAGGAGCCAUUUCUUUUCAACUUUGGACUCCAGGCACCAGACCUCCCACUUUGUCACAUGGAGGGUAUGUGUUGUAUUCCAAUCAGGACGCCCAAGUCCAAGGAUCAAGAACUCUAACUACAGGCAUAGGACUCAAGUUACCUCCCAACACAACAGCAUUACUAAUUGCUUUAGAGGAACCAACCAAUUAUGUAGUCACUAAUCUAAUUACAGACGCUGAGUUCCGAGUAUCAGUGCAUGUAAUUGCACCAUUCCCGACCUUGAUCAGUGCAAAACAAGCAAUAGCAAGAAUCGUCCUAGUGCAAACUAUCAAUCCAGCUCCAGAAUUAGUAGCAGCAGGACAGAAAGUGCAAGAACAACCCUCUCCGUUCCUAAAGACACUCAAUCCCGACCAAGAUCAGCAAAUCGAAGACUUAUUGAAACAGUACGAAGACAUAUUUGCUGUGGACCUCAAAAGUUUAGGCCAAACUACCAUCAUCCGUCACCGAAUCGAUACGGAAGAAGGGAAAGUCACUUUUUCUAAGAAGUACAAACAAUCAUGGGAAAGCGAAGAUUUCAUCACAGCAGAAGUUGGAAGAAUGUUGGAAGCCAACAUAAUCAAGCAAUUAGAAAUCGAUACUGAUGAGAAUACGCCAUGCACACCAUUUGCAUCUCCGGUAGUAGUUGUAGGAAAGAAGGAUGGUAGCAAACGAUUUUGCGUGGAUUAUAGAAAGCUCAACAAAAUCACUGUAACAAACUCAUACCCAUUGCCCAUUAUCCAUGAUAUCUUUUCUAAUAUUGCUAAGCGAGGAUUACAGCCUAAGUAUUUCUCAGCUCUAGACUUAGCAAGCGGGUAUUGGCAA